Rhagoletis zephyria (snowberry fruit fly) is the source of this 365-nucleotide messenger RNA. RefSeq lists its product as uncharacterized. The record is from RefSeq and is a predicted model, not a curated record. Lineage: Eukaryota; Metazoa; Arthropoda; Insecta; Diptera; Tephritidae.
UAAAAUCCGAUUCAUUGUACAGCCAGCUUUCGCAAUGAAGAUACAGUUCCUAGUUUUGAUUAUUUCAGUAUAUUUGGUACACUCUACCAAAGCCUGCAACACGCCUGAGGACCGUCAGCUAUGUGACACACUCACUCAACGGUGUAGAGCAACAGCAGCAAAUAGGCCUGGCGUAAACCCAGACGACACCUUUGCAACUUUCAACACACAAUGCCGGGUGAGAGUCGGUGCCACAUGGCGCAAUGUUGCAUAUUGUGAUAUGGUGCGGGCGAUCUGUCAGCUAACCCUUUUAAGAUGCCAAAAAACCACUUGCCGCAAUGUUCAAGCCAUCAUUUAAAGAAAUUCGUGCAAGUAAAAGGUUAUAC